Molecule: messenger RNA, 1668 nt
Organism: Venturia canescens
Lineage: Eukaryota; Metazoa; Arthropoda; Insecta; Hymenoptera; Ichneumonidae
Gene: Nagk
Product: N-acetylglucosamine kinase
Exons: 7
Coding region: 113-1306 (397 amino acids)
Molecular function (GO): N-acetylglucosamine kinase activity
Source: RefSeq, a predicted model, not a curated record
CAUCACAUCAGUGAUCAGUGUUGAGAUUGAAGAUUCAGAAAAGCUGAUUCUGCUGCAGCCGGAGGAGUGAUGGAUAGAAAGGUGAAGAUGAAGGAUUUCUAACGAGAAUCUUAUGCCGAAGAAAAAAUCUGCGAAAGUAAAAAAACCGGUGAAAGAGGAAGUGAAGCAACCGCCCAUUGACGAGAAUCAAUUGCGAAGAGAUUUGCGAGACAUCAUAAAAUCGAAAGCGGUUGAAAAGCCCACAGAACCGAUCGCGAUGGCGCUGACAGAUAAACCGGAACGUGUUGAAGAUCUGCUUAUCGGUGGCAUCGAGGGCGGUGGCACACACUCGACCCUCAUUAUCAUGGAUGGCAGAGGCAAGCAACUUGCGCAAGUCAAAGGCCCUGGAACGAAUCAUUGGAGCGUGGGUAUGAAGGAAACGGCAAAUCGAAUAAGCGAAAUGAUAAUGAGAGGAAAAAAAGGUGCCGAGAUAGCAGAGAAUCGUCCACUGGAUUGCGUGGGUCUUUGUCUCAGCGGUUGUGAGGAAGAAGUCACCAACAAACAGCUCGCUGAUACUCUCUUGAAGGAAUAUCCAGCAGCGGGUCGAGAAUACGUGGUCGGUUCGGACACGAUUGGCAGUAUAAGCACUGGAGCUGCAAACGGCGGUGUUGUCCUCAUAGCCGGAACGGGCAGCAAUGCGCUUCUGGCAAAUCCGGAUGGCAAAACCCACAGCUGUGGUGGUUGGGGUUACAUGAUGGGGGAUGAAGGCAGUGCUUACUGGAUAGCUCAUCGCGCCUGCAAGUACGUUUUCGACGACAUCGACGGUUUGGUCUCUUCGCCACAUCCGACGUCUUACGUCUGGCCAGCGAUGAGGGAUUACUUCAAAAUUUCCGAUCGAAUGGCAAUGCUUCCUCACUUGUACAGCAAUUUCGACAAAAGUGGGAUCGCACUUUUUACCAAAGAAUUGUUCCUCGGGUGCCAAAAAAAGGACCCACUGUGUCUCCUACUUUUUGAAGACAAUGGCAGAUAUUUGGCAAAACAUAUCAAUGCUGUAGCUAGGAAAGCUCAUAACGAUGUGAAGCUCUGUCCUGGCGGGCUCAAAGUCGUUUGCGUCGGUUCCGUAUGGAAAUCUUGGGAGUUUUUGAAAAACGGAUUUGUCCAGGAGAUCCAGAGUAACAACCUCAUUGACGAACUGACGCUUAUGAAGUUGACAGUAUCAUCGGCACUGGGUGCCUGUUACAGAGCUGCAGAAAAAGUCCAUUGUUACAGCCUAGAAAAAAAUUACGACCGAAACACCGAAAGUUUUUUUCAUUACAAACGAGACUGAACACCGACGAGUGUUGCUGCGAGAGUACAAAAUUUAUUGGAAAAAAAAAAAACAGAAGAUUGCAAACGGAAUGACUCAUUUCACUUGGAGUGUAAGCGAAAUUAAUGAAUAAUGAAAAAUUAUUAUUUAUUGACGCUCAAAGUGGAUUGAAAAUUAUUUGAAAACAAAAGUGUGAACGUAGAAGAAUUGGAGAUUGGCUCAAUCAGCGAUUCAAAUGAAAAUUCAACUGCUCGUCAACACGAAAGCUGUUUUCAGAAUGAACAUUUUUUGUAAAAAUUUGUAUUUUUUCAGAAUCGAAUUUUCAUAUGAUAUUAUAAAUAACAAUGUAAUUAUUAAUAGUAAAUAAAAAAAAUAGAAGAAUA